AUGUAUCAUAGGAACCCAGGUGCUGAUGCAAUAGCAGACCCACUUGAUUGCGUUCUUGGGCUUCCAUCAGGGUUUGAGGAGAUUUGUCACCCUGUUACCUCCAGCACCUCCUCCAAAAGACAUAGUCAUCGUCAUAAACGAUCUCAUCACAAGCAUCGAAUGCGCCAUCGGGAAGUUUCUCCAAAUUCAGAAGAUACCGUGGCUUAA
This is a messenger RNA of Ilex paraguariensis (yerba mate), 207 nucleotides long. Lineage: Eukaryota; Viridiplantae; Streptophyta; Magnoliopsida; Aquifoliales; Aquifoliaceae. The record is from the annotation of a GenBank genome assembly.